This is a messenger RNA of Struthio camelus australis, 4336 nucleotides long. NCBI's taxonomy places the organism in Eukaryota, Metazoa, Chordata, Aves, Struthioniformes, Struthionidae. The record is from RefSeq and is a predicted model, not a curated record.
AUGUCCCUGCAGCUGGUCCUCCUGCUGACGGUUGGUGCAUGGAGGAUGGGGCCUGGAGCCGCCCUGUGUCUUUUUCUCUCCCUCUUUUGUCUCCUGCCUGCCACCAAGGCCCAGACGAAGAUCCCGCUGGAGACGGUGAAGUCUUGGGCAGAUACCUUUGGUGGGGAGCUGUACUCCAUUGUGACUAAGUAUUCAGGCUCUCUCCUAUUACAAAAGAAAUACAAAGACGUGGAGCCAACUCUGAAGAUUAAAGAGGUGGAUGGCUUGGAGCUGGUGAAGAAGUUCUCGGAGCAGAUGGAGAGCAUGCUCCGCAGGAAGGUUGAAGCCGUUGAGAGGCUGGUGGAGGCAGCAGAAGACGCAGAUCUGAACCAUGAGUACAACUCCUCACUGGAGUUUGAUUACUACAACUCUCUCUUGAUUAAUGAGAAGGAUGAGAAUGAUAAUUAUGUGGAACUUGGAGAUGAAUUUAUUUUGGAACCGAACGAGCAUUUCAAUAAUCUACUGGUGAAUACAACAUAUAGCGAUAUCCAGCUCCCCACUAAUGUCUACAACAAAGACCCUGACAUUCUGAAUGGAGUUUACAUGUCAGAAGCCUUGAAUCCUAUUUUUGUGGACAAUUUUGAAAGGGAUCCCACGCUGACCUGGCAGUACUUUGGCAGCUCCACUGGGUUCUUCAGGCUUUACCCAGGAAUAAAAUGGUUACCAGAUGAGAAUGGAGUCAUCUCCUUUGACUGCAGGAAUCGCGGCUGGUACAUUCAAGCAGCCACCUCUCCCAAAGACAUUGUAAUUAUUGUGGACGUCAGUGGGAGCAUGAAGGGCCUGCGGAUGACCAUAGCCAAACACACUAUCAUCACUAUUUUGGAUACCCUAGGAGAAAAUGACUUUGUCAAUAUCAUUGCAUACAAUGAUUAUGUUCAUUUUAUUGAGCCCUGUUUUAAGGGUACCCUGGUCCAGGCAGACAGAGAUAACAGAGAGCACUUUAAGCAGCUGGUGGACGAACUGCAGGCAAAAGGAGUGGGGACUGUGAACAAGGCCUUGACUGAGUCCUUCAAAAUCCUGCGGGAGUUCAGAGAUGCUGGCCAAGGAGGCUUGUGUAACCAAGCUAUCAUGCUAAUCACAGACGGAGCAGUGGAGGAUUAUGAAGCUGUGUUUGAAAAAUACAACUGGCCAGAUCGGAAGGUCCGGGUUUUCACUUACCUCAUUGGACGGGAGGUCACUUUUGCCCCCAACGUGAAAUGGAUCGCCUGCAACAACAAAGGCUACUACACUCAGAUAUCCACGCUGGCAGAUGUCCAGGAGAACGUGAUGGAGUACUUGCAUGUGCUCAGCCGUCCCAUGGUCAUCAACCAUGAUCAUGACAUUAUUUGGACUGAGGCCUACAUGGACAGUGCGCUCUUUGCAUCUCAAGCUCAAAGUCUGUUGCUCAUGACAACAGUGGCUAUGCCUGUCUUUAGCAAGAAGAACGAGACGCGAUCUCAUGGCAUUCUCCUGGGUGUGGUGGGCUCUGAUGUGCCACUGAGGGAGCUGUUAAAACUUGCACCACGGUAUAAGCUGGGUGUCCAUGGAUACGCUUUUCUGAACACUAACAAUGGCUACAUCCUUUCACACCCAGACCUCCGUCCUUUGUAUAAAGAAGGAAAGAAACUGAAACCUAAACCAAACUACAACAGUGUAGAUCUCUCAGAAGUGGAAUGGGAAGAUCAGGAUGAAAUACUGAGAACUGCCAUGAUCAAUGGGGAAACAGGCUACCUCUCUAUGGAUGUGAAGGUCCCUGUGGACAAAGGGAAACGAGUUCUCUUCCUCACCAAUGAUUAUUUCUUCACGGACAUCAGUGGCACUCCCUUCAGCCUGGGUGUUGUGCUGUCCAGGGGACAUGGGGAAUACAUCCUGCUGGGCAACACUUCCGUGGAAGAAGGCUUGCAUGACCUGCUCCAGCCAGAUUUGUCUUUAGCCAACGAAUGGAUUUACUGCAUCACAGACAUCGAUCCAGACCACCGGAAGCUCAGCCAGCUGGAGGCUGUGAUCCGUUUCCUCACCGGAGAGGAACCUGAUCUGGAAUGUGAUGAGGAGUUGGUCCAGGAAGUGCUGUUUGAUGCAGUGGUCACUGCACCCAUGGAGGCCUACUGGACAACACUUGCCCUCAAUAUGUCCACGGAGACUGAGGCAGGCGUUGAGAUGGCAUUUCUGGGCACUCGGGCUGGGCUCAUGAGGAAUGCCUUAUACGUGGGCUCUGAGAAACUUUCCAACAGGAAAUUCCUGACACGGAAGGACAAGGAAAGUAUCUUCACCAUGGACCACUUCCCUCUGUGGUAUCGUCGGGCAGCCGAACAUCCCCCUGGGAGCUUCAUCUACAGCAUCGUUUCAGAAGACGAUUCAGAGGGAAGUGGCCCACCAGAAGUGGUGACAGUGAGCACAGCUGUAGCUGUGUCUGUGGAUGGGAAGAUGGGUAUUGCUGCAGCGGUGGGUGUGCAAAUUAAGCUGGAAUUACUCCAACGCAAGUUUUGGAUGGCCAUGCAACAGUGCAGUGCCUUGGACGGUGCCUGUCCACUAAGCUGUCAGGAUGAUAUUCUGAAUUGCUUCCUCAUUGAUAAUAAUGGCUUUAUACUCGUUUCCAAAAGACCUGCAGAGACUGGAAAAUUUUUUGGUGCAGUGGAUGGCUCAGUAAUGACCCAACUGCUAAACAUGGGCAUGUUCAAGCGGGUGACAAUGUAUGAUUAUCAAGCAAUGUGUAAAAUGCCCUACCACCACCACAGCGGAGCCCGGCCCCUGCUCAGCCCAAUUUAUGCCUUUCUAGCUGCAGUGAAAUGGCUGAUAAAUGAUUUCCUCAUCUUCCUUUUGGAGUUUAACAUGAGUAGCUUCUGGCAGUCAGACAACCUGGCAGAUGCCAAGGCUGUCUUCCAUCACUCUCACAAGCAUAAGAAGCACGACACCUUGCAGCCCUGUGACACGGAGUACCCUGUCUUCGUGUAUGAGCCAGCCAUCAAGGAGACAAACGGGCUGAUUGAGUGCGGAGAUUGCCAAAAGAUGUUUGUGGCACAGCAGAUUUCCAGCAGUAACCUGCUGCUCCUUGUCAUGGAUGCCACCUGCGACUGCAGCAUCUUCCCACCUGUCCUGCUGGAUGCAAAAGAAGUCAAAUAUAACGCGUCAGUGAAGUGUGACCGGAUGCGCUCGCAAAAGCUGAGGCGGCGACCGGACACCUGCCACGCGUUUCACCCCGAGGAAAACGCCCAAGACUGUGGCCGCGCUGCUGAGAUCUCAGUCUCACGAACAUUGCUCCUACUGCCCCUGGCGCUGCUCCUGCGGUGACACUGUCUGCAACGCCUUACGCAGCAGAGACAUGGGGAAGGAUGGGCGACUUCCGUUUCCAGCAGCUGGCCGGCCACAGGGUUGGAGCUGUGGGAGGAAGGACACUGUGGUGCGGGCCUUUCUGUGACUCCCUCCGUGACUCCUGGGGGAGAUGAGGCACUAAAGAUGCAGCACAGCAUGUUCUGCAUCCUUCCCAACAAGCCCUUGUCCAGCUUGGUGCCGACAUUGGAAACAGUUCCCUCUACAAGAGUCCGCAGCCCAAGGCCUGGCCACAGUGGUGUGGGGACCAGCGGGGUCGGCUCUGUACACCACAUUCCUGAGCUGCUCCCAGCCUGCUGGCUUAUAGCAGAAGAGACAGAGGUCAAGGACAUGGCUGACGCAUGUAGGUUUGACCCACACAUACCUUGCAUUUUGCUGCUGCUCCUGCUAGGAACAGCAGAGCCCAUGCAGAUGCCCUGGGGACUUUACUGUGGCCGUGCCUCUUUCAGAGCCACACUGGGUACCCCAUGAAGGCAGAGGGCUCUGCUCAGCCAGCAGAGGAGGGCGGGAUGGAUAGGAAACUUUGUCUACCUGUUGCUCUGUAAGAGCCAGGAUUUUGAGCACCAUGGACCGGGACAGCCGAGGCACAGCCAUACCAGAGCAGGACCUGCACGGGUCCUCAGCAGGGAGGCAAAGCCUCCUGGUCUUGGGGGUGUUUGGUGGUCAGACCCCAGGGACAGGACAUGACGCCUAACCUGAAUUGCACUAACGUAACAUGCAUAUGGACCAUGGGAAGUAGCACAGCUUGACUAGUUAGCUGCAGCUACGCAAGCUCUGCUAAGGCAGAUGUGGUCUCCAGCACAGACCUUGCCUAACACUGCUAGAACAGCAUCCAGGUUCUUGCCUAUAUGUAGGCUUCUGUGUAGGGAGGGGUUAUGUAUGACCCACCAAAAGAGGGGGUAGGUUCUCUGCUGCCUGCUAGUUUCACUGCAUAAGCAGCUAAGAAACAGGCACUUUUUCCCUCAGAGCUGCACUGCCUGGCUUACUGAAG